AUGCUCAAGGCUAUCAGCCUUUCUAACGUGACUAAUCGCAGAAUCAGUAUUUGGAACAUUAAUGAUUUAAUAGCCUGGUUAAAAUCCAAUCCCCCCGAUCUGGACAGUAUGUUCCAGGUUUCACGGCAUCUCGCCAUUUUACUUCUUCUUGCAUCAGGCAGACGUAUCCACGAUUUAACCCUGCUAGCCAUUAGUGGCUCCUAUUUCCAGGAUUUUGGCUCAUGGAUGGUUUUCUGGCCUAAGUUCGGUUCUAAGACGGACAGGUCUUCGUACAGGCAAUCGGGAUGGAAGAUCUCAGAGAAUGAUGAUAAAUCGGUGGAUAUAAUCAAGUGGAUACGAAUUUUGAUAUCUCUUUCCGAGGAAAGGCGACAUGGCGCGCCGGAUUUGGAUAGUCCUGUUCAUAUCAUCUAG
Messenger RNA from Acanthoscelides obtectus, 411 nucleotides. The record is from the annotation of a GenBank genome assembly. Lineage: Eukaryota; Metazoa; Arthropoda; Insecta; Coleoptera; Chrysomelidae.